AUGCGAAUCAGCCAGCUUUGGGUCUAUCCCGUAAAGUCUCUCCGGGGCUGCGUCGUUCCUCAAGCCAUGUUGACCAAGGAGGGAUUCUACCUCGAUCGUCGCUUCGUGCUCCUGCAACCAGACGAAGAAAAUCCUGGACAUUGGAAGCAUAUGGCAGUCUCACGGAUAUCACAAAUGGUCCUCUUCCACCCUUCUGUUUCAGGAGACAGACUCACCAUCACCUACCGCCCCCCUGGAUCUGCUCCCGCCGAUCCUCAGACCCUCGAAGUUCCUCUCGAACCGGAAAACCUUGCCCAGCUUCGGAGAGUGGACGUCAAUAUGCAUUCAAGUCCCACGAAAGGCUUCGAUAUGGGUGAGAAGUAUAGCAAAUGGUUCUCAGAUCGCUUCGGAUUCAAAGUUAUCCUCGCAUAUUGGGGAAACAACCCACGUCUUGUCCUCGGAAAUCUCCCGGGCAAACCCACAACCCAGGGACCGAAGCCAAAGAACGCAUUCACGAAAGUCAUGAGCUCGCUGCCAAUCAUAGGCCCUAUGUUAGAGGAAGACGAUGGAGUCAUUGCUUUCAACGACUGUGCACCUUACCUCGUAAUUACCGAACCCUCACUCGCAGACGUUUCCAAACGACUCCCGCCAGGCGUGGAAAUGGACGUCACGAAGUUCCGUGCCAACAUUCUACUCAAAACCUCUGAUCCCGCAUGGGUCGAAGACUUCUGGGGCGAAUUGGCGUUUGGAGAUGGAGGUGCAAAGAUCCUCCUCACAGGAAAUUGCGGUAGAUGUAAGAGUUUGAAUGUCGAUUACAAUACUGGGGAAUCGGGCACGGGGCGGGAUGGAGAGGUGCUGAAGCUGUUGCAGAAGGAUAGGAGGGUUGAUCAGGGCACUAAGUAUAGUCCUAUCUUUGGAAGAUAUGGGUUUGCGAGUAAAGAGUCGGAGGGGAUGGUUUUGAAGGUUGGAAGUGAGGUGAUCUUGAGUAAGAGGAAUGAGGAGAGGACGAGGUUUUAUUGGCCCGGGCUUUCCACAUAA
Messenger RNA from Hyaloscypha bicolor E, 1017 nucleotides. RefSeq lists its product as uncharacterized. The transcript is spliced from 3 exons. Gene Ontology annotation, molecular function: pyridoxal phosphate binding; molybdenum ion binding; catalytic activity. Bases 1 to 1017 code for a protein of 338 amino acids. NCBI's taxonomy places the organism in Eukaryota, Fungi, Ascomycota, Leotiomycetes, Helotiales, Hyaloscyphaceae. The record is from RefSeq and is a predicted model, not a curated record.